AUGGACGUCGACAAGGUGUCCUUCUACCCACUCCUCUUGGACCUCCUCACAGAUAUCAGCGAAGCACAUUUCGUGGCGAUAGAUCUCGAAUUGAGUGGCGUGCCAUCCAAAGGCGCCCACAGCCAAGGCAAACCAACUCUCCAACAACGAUAUACCGAGACGAAAGAAGCCGCCGAGCGCUACCAAAUCCUGCAAUUCGGCCUCACGUGUGUCGAGCAGGAUGUGGCAAAUCAGAAAUACAUCCUCAAACCCUACAACUUCGACCUCAGCCCCGUCAUCGCUGAGCGCGGUCUCGAUAUCGAACGCAUCUUCAGCUACCAGUCCGGUGCAGCAGAGUUCUUGCUCAAGGUGGGCUUUGAUAUGGCGCGACCCUACACCCAUGGCGUGCCGUACCUUUCCCGCCUCGAGACACGCGAAGCUCGAGACAAGCAUGCCAAACGCCAGGACAAGAGCGCCCUAGCCGAUAUUCAGAUCAAACCCACCGAACUCGAGUCCCUUGCUUUCCUCGAGCGAGUAAGGUCCGAGAUCCGUGGCUGGCUCGCCUCGCCAACUUACGAAGCAACGAAUUAUGUAAACAUUGCUCCUGUCGGUGCUGAGAUCGUUAAGGAUGCCGAAGCACCUGCUGAGCUUUCACGAUUCGAGAAGCGUCUUGUUCACCAACUCGUGAGGGCUGAAUUUCCGGAUCUCGUAACGGUGAGCAAGCGUGGCUUCGUGCAGAUCGUGCGUUUCGACAAGGAGCGCGAGGAUAGUAUCGCUGCCGGUCGCAAGCGGGACUCAGAUGAGCGUAUCAACCGGCAGAAGGGUUUCAGAUGGAUCAUCGAAGCUUUGAUGGGCAGCGAUAUCACUCGACUUGAUCUGAGAGAGUGCGCCAGGUAUCCAGUGACCGGCGAGCAGAUAUUCGCAGACAUGGAUGAAUUCAAAUCGCAGUUCCACCGCGCUCACGCUCUGAUGUAUCGAAAUCCGCGAGUCUUGGUCGGUCACAAUUGCUUCCUGGAUUUCAUCUACAUCUACCGCACUUUCAUCGGCCCUCUUCCGGACACCGUCGAGGAGUAUCAGCGCAAGCUCCACUCGCACUGGCCUACCAUCGUCGACACGAAGUACAUGUCCACCCACAACUGCGGCGAUAUCAGCCCUGCGUCUUCACUCGAGCAGAUCGCGGAGCAGCUGAGUGAGCAGAAGACUCCCACCAUCGAGCUCGCGGCCGAGCACUCAAAGUACAAGGACGUCGAAGCCUUCCAUGAAGCUGGUUUCGACAGCUAUCUCACCGCUGGUGUGGCGGUCCGCCUGAGCAGCAAGCUAGAGAAGGCAGGACAGUAUGUCGACGUGGACGCCAACGCGAACGACCCUUCUCUCAACACCUGGACCCUAGCAGGACAGAACUCCAGGGAUGACACACCAGUCGAGAUCAACCCCCUUACCAUCUCUGACCCCUCCACUUCCUCCGUUUCCUCAGCGACUGCUGUAGCAGAAGACGGCUUCACGCCCUCCGUCCCAGGCGCGAAAUGGAAACGUCGCGGCGAUCCAACAGUAGCUGGUACUAGCGGCCCAGACGACUCCUUCAAGUACGAUCCCAAGAACCUCAAGCAUCGAUACGUGCCUCCGCCUGCGGGAAGGGUGGAAGACGGGAUGCCGGGGUUCGGGAGUGAUUUCUGGCGUGUCUAUGGCAAUCGAAUGAGAGUUUUCGGGACGGAGGAGGCGGUUUGUGUGCUCGAUGCAGGCGGGAGUGGGGAGGGUAGUGAGGAGGAGGGACAGGGUGGCGUGCAGGUUUGA
Messenger RNA from Recurvomyces mirabilis, 1770 nucleotides. RefSeq lists its product as uncharacterized. Gene Ontology annotation, biological process: nuclear-transcribed mRNA poly(A) tail shortening. The transcript has a single exon. Bases 1 to 1770 code for a protein of 589 amino acids. Gene Ontology annotation, molecular function: poly(A)-specific ribonuclease activity; RNA binding. Gene Ontology annotation, cellular component: cytoplasm. Lineage: Eukaryota; Fungi; Ascomycota; Dothideomycetes; Mycosphaerellales; Teratosphaeriaceae. The record is from RefSeq and is a predicted model, not a curated record.